Polyodon spathula (Mississippi paddlefish) is the source of this 1991-nucleotide messenger RNA. RefSeq names its product polyadenylate-binding protein-interacting protein 2-like. The transcript is spliced from 4 exons. Gene Ontology annotation, molecular function: mRNA regulatory element binding translation repressor activity. Gene Ontology annotation, cellular component: cytoplasm. The coding region runs from base 173 to 547 and encodes 124 amino acids. Gene Ontology annotation, biological process: negative regulation of translational initiation. The record is from RefSeq and is a predicted model, not a curated record. Lineage: Eukaryota; Metazoa; Chordata; Actinopteri; Acipenseriformes; Polyodontidae.
GGAAGGCGGUACUAGACGUGUCUGUGUUACCAAAAGAAAGAAGCCAAGGACUCGGAGCGGCCAUAUUAGACCUGAAAAAAAAGUAUCGUUCAGCCAGGGAGUUUCGGGCGUCUGCAGCCAUUUCCACACCUCAGCAUUAGCUAUCCACAACACACGCGUCUCGAGGGCAAAAAUGAAAGACACCAGCCGGAGCAGCACCACACCCAGCAUCAUCAGUGAUGACCUGAUUGUCAAUGGACAGUCCCACGAUGAGGACAACCCUUUCGCUGAGUACAUGUGGAUGGAGAAUGAAGAGGAGUUUAACAGACAGAUUGAAGAGGAGCUGUAUGAGGAGGAAUUUAUUGAGCGAUGCUUUCAGGAAAUGUUGGAAGAGGAAGAACAACAUGAAUGGUUCAUUCCAGCAAGGGACCUGCCACAGACCAUCAAUCAGCUUCAGGGCCAACUCAACGGGCUGGUCAUCAGCGAUUGCAGUGUGUUGGAAAGCCUUGCGGUCCACAGUAACUUAAAUCCAAAUGCGAAAGAGUUUGUUCCUGGGGUCAAGUACUGAAUAUCAGAAAGUAGGCCUCUCUUAGUGGAUGUAGGUCAACCUCCACACUGUGAAGCCAGUAUUAGAUGAUUCAUUGUGAAAGCUUCUCUUUGUCACUGUGUUACACUUAAUGCAUUGCCAAAGUUUUCAGUUAGUCUUGCAUGCUUAAAGUGCUGAGACUGUUAUUAAAAAAAAAAAAAAAAAAAAAAAAAAAAAAAAAGCUUUUGUUAGCUGAUACGUCUGAUUUUUGGGUAUUAUGAGACCAGUGAGUAAGAGGCACCAGUCAAUAACUGUGGUUACUUGUGCAAUCUAUGAAUCUCUUUAUAGUGUUGCCUUAAUGUAAAACAUGUCACUUCUUCAACGCAUGUUUUGGUGUUGUAUAAGUAUUUCAUAGAUGUUCAGAUAAAUGUAUGUACUUUUAUUAGUGAGUACAACAUGCAGAUUUGCAUUGCUUAUGAAGGCAUCUCUAAAGAGAACCAACCUGCAGCCCUUUUAUUUUUGUAUGUAUUUCUUUUUUCUCGCAGUAGGGGGAGGGUUAAGUCACACAGAUGCUGCAUUCUUUUGUGGUCAGUAGGUGGAGCAUUCUCCCCUUUUUUUUUUGUAGUUUUGUUUAUAUAAAAAUCAAGUGCCAGAAUGCUAGAGGGUUUUUUUUUUUUAAACCUAUUAUCCAAUUUAAAUUUGGUAAUCCAUGCAUAUAUUACAUAGAAAACAAAUUAAUUAAUAUUAUAGUGCAUGUUUACUGUUCUAUAGAUUUAACCAAUGCUUAUUGCUUUUUUUAUUAUGAGAUUAUUUCUCGUGUGGGAGGGGGGAAAAAAUAAAAUUGCUAUGUAACACAUCAGUUCAGUUACAUACACAAUGUUAGAUUGGGGUCUACCUGUAGUAUGUACUGGCUCUCCUUUUUUUUUUCUGCAAUGAGAUUUUACAUUGUUUGCACUUCUGCAGAAUGAAUCUACUUUUAUUUUGAAGCAGCUCUAUAUUUACGAGAGGUUUAAACAACGACCAGCAAUAAUAGCAGCACUGAUAAACAAAGUAUUAAGUUUUUAAUUACUUUUUUUUUUUUUGUCCUGUGUUUUGCCAAACUGCCAUUUUGACAACUGUUACCUGUAACUGGUGUGUUAUCUGAAAGACUGCUGUUUUAAAUACAAUGAGAUGGUUCUACAAACUAUUCCCUCUGCUUAAGAAUUGUUAUCGGAUAGUCCUUUAAGCAGCGUUCACCAGGUAGGUCAAUCUAAAGAGGAAAAGAUCUCUUGAUAUAAUACGUCAAUGAGGUAGAAAGUGAAUUUUUUUUCUGUUUAAGUUGAAUGGUGCCUCUGACUUUUUUUUUUUUUUUUUUUUUUUUUUUUUUUUUUUUUUCCUUCACAAAAACACUACAUUCAAAGUCUACAGCACAGAAAAGGAAAAAAAUCCUAUAUAAAAAAACUAUUUCAUAACCUGGUAGUUUUAUACUGCCACAUACAGUAUGUUG